AUGAAUGAUCGGGAUGCUCGACCCCCACCUCAGAAUCAUGAGGUGGUUGGAGAAAUCUUAACCAUUUCGGGAGGAAUAGCUAGUGGAGGGGAGUCUAACUCAGCAAGAAGAGCCCAUGCCCGAGAGGUGCAGACCGAGCAGGUUCUUUUCCUUGAAAGGCCAGCCAAGACCUUGAAACGAGAACCCAUGGUCUUAUCAUUCACCGACGAGGAUGGAAAUAGGGUAAUGAUGCCUCAUAAUGAUGCAUUGGUGGUAACAGUGACUGUGGCCAACCAUUUGCUCCACCGAAUUUUGGUAGAUAAUGGAAGCUCGGCUAACAUCCUUUAUUGGCCAGUUUUCAAACAGAAGGGCAUUGAUCGUAGCAGGAUCUCCCCGUUUGGCUCUCCAUUGGUUGGAUUUGCGGGAGAGCAAGUCCAACCUGUCGGAAUUAUUUCACUUCCUGUGACAGCAGGAACAGCUCCCAGGCAAUCAACUGUUAUGGUGGAUUUCUUGAUGAAGUCCCCAACAGAGGAAGGAGUCAGAGAGGUUCAGGGAGACCAAAUUGCUGCAAGGAAGUGUUAUAUCACUUCCCUGAAGAAACCGUCGGAAGUUACACCUUUGACGGUGAGUACCGUGAGAAGUGGAAAGGAAGGUGAAUCAAAGGGCGAACCUGCAGAGGCAUUAGAAGACGUGGUUGUAGCAAACAACAAAGUGGUGAAGAUCGGUUCUCAACUCUCCUCGGAGGUCCGAGAAAGCCUCGUCACUUUUCUAAAAGCAAAUUUGGAGGUGUUUGCGUGGACGCACGAAGACAUGGCUGGUAUCAGCUCCGAAGAAAUACUCCACCAGGUCAACGUGGAUCCCAGCAUAAAACCAGUAAAGAAUAAAAGAAGAAAGUUUGCUCAUGAGCGAAACAUGGCGAUAGCCGAGGAGGUGGAGAAGUUGCUCAGAGCUCGGUUUAUAGAAGAAGUACACUAUCCCGAUUGGUUAGCCAAUAUAAUCUACAUGCACCUUGAAGAUAGGGAGAAGACUGCAUUCAUUACCGACCGAGGCUUGUACUGCCAUAAGGUCAUGCCUUUCGGUCUCAAGAAUGCAGGGGCGACGUACCAGAGAUUGGUGAACAAGAUGUUUGGAGAGCAGAUCGGGCAGAACAUGGAAGUGUAUGGGAUGAAGCUGAAUACUGCAAAGUGUGCGUUCGGAGGGUCCUCAGGAAGAUUCCUCGGCUAUAUGGUGUCAAACCAAGGAAUUGAAGCUAACCCGAAGAAGAUCCAAGCAGUUUUGGAUAUGCAGUCUCCGAAGAAUACGAAACAGCUCCAACAAUUGACGGGCAGAAUAGCAGCACUGAACCUGUUCAUCUCUCGAUCCAUUGAUAAGUGUCUACCAUUCUUUAAAAUCCUGAGGAAGGCCUAUGAGUGGUCCGAUGAGUGCGAAGAAGCUUUUAGGGCACUGAAGAAGUAUUUAGUCAGCCCACCUUUGCUCAGCCGAACAGUCCCAGGAGAAGUAUUGUAUUUGUACUUGGCUAUGUCUCCAAUAGCAGUCAGUGCAGCCCUUAUACGAGAAGAAGAGGGGGUACAGAAACCUGUAUACUUUAUCAGCCGAGCUUUGAAAGGGGCCGAGGAGAGAUAUCCCCAGAUGGAGAAGCUGGCUUUCGCUCUAACUAUUUCAUCGAGGAAACUUCGGCCGUAUUUUCAAGCUCACACGAUAAAGGUUCUUACUGAAUACCCUCUCAGGAAGGUACUUCGCAAACUGGAUUUGUCCGGAAGACUGGCUAACUGGGCAAUUGAACUUGGAGAGUUUGAUAUAGAAUUCUUUCCUCGGAACUCUAUCAAGGGUCAUGCAUUAGCAGACUUUUUGGCAGAAUUUACAAACUUACCAGAUGCUACACAAUGGCCGAGGGAUGAAACCUGGGUAGUUUACGUGGAUGAAUCAUCCACAAGAAAACACGGCAGAGCUGGGGUAAUACUAAUCACCCCAGAAGGAGAAGAGUUGCAUUGUUCCAUAAGAUUGAAAUUUAAAACUACCAACAAUGAAGCCGAAUAUGAGGCUGUGAUAGCGGGAUUAGGCCUAGCUCGAGAAAUGGGAGCUGAAUUCAUUGAGGUACGAAGCGACUCACAAGUAAUUGUUGGGCACAUACAAGGGGAAUUUGAAGCAAAGGGAGUUAAAAUGAAGUUGUACUUGUCAAAGGUACAAGACAUUCAGAGCUCUUUCAAGAAGUUAUGCAUUGUAAAAAUCUCAAGGGAAGAAAACGAGAAAGCAGACCAUCUUGCUCAGAUUGCAUUAGCCGAGGAGUAUGCAGGGGAAUCCGAAGAAGUAACUCAGACCUUGGCCCGACCAACGAUAACCGAGGAGGUCUUGGUCUUGACAGCAGAAGCGGUACCAGACUGGCAAAAGGAAGUGGUAGAAUAUCUGAAGAAAGGGAUUCUCUUAGAGGAGAAAAGAGCAGCUGUCCAGCUGAGGAAAAAGGUUGCCAGAUUUACCAUGGUAAAUGGAACCUUGUACAAACGAGGUUUCAUGUUGCCACUUCUUAAGUGCAUUUUCAAAGAAGAAGGCAAUUAUGUACUUCGUGAGAUUCACGAAGGCAUUUGUGGAAGUCAUUCAGGUGCAAGAAUGUUGGCGCAUAAGGCGGUCCGAGCAGGCUUCUAUUAG
Messenger RNA from Corylus avellana, 2622 nucleotides. RefSeq lists its product as uncharacterized. NCBI's taxonomy places the organism in Eukaryota, Viridiplantae, Streptophyta, Magnoliopsida, Fagales, Betulaceae. The record is from RefSeq and is a predicted model, not a curated record. Gene Ontology annotation, molecular function: nucleic acid binding; RNA-DNA hybrid ribonuclease activity.